Molecule: messenger RNA, 1464 nt
Organism: Lycium barbarum (goji berry)
Lineage: Eukaryota; Viridiplantae; Streptophyta; Magnoliopsida; Solanales; Solanaceae
Exons: 3
Coding region: 1-1464 (487 amino acids)
Source: RefSeq, a predicted model, not a curated record
AUGAAAAUCUCCAAGAGAUUUUGCAUGCCUGAUAUCCCGAAGUACAAUGGGACAACAGACCUAAAUGAGAAUGUGACUGCGUAUACGUGUGCUAUUAAGGGCAAUGAUCUCGCCGAUGACGAAAGGGAAUCAGUACUACUUAAGAAAUUUGGGGAGAUUCUGUCAAAGGGGGCUAUGAUUUGGUAUCAUAACUUGCCCGAGCACUCGAUUGAUUCAUUUGCCAUGCUCGCUGAUGCUUUUGUUAAGGCCCAUGCUGGGGCCAUCGAGGCUUUCACCAAGGGGCUCAAUGCGAGGAGCUCGAUCAUAUCUAUAGAGCUAAAACAAAACUUGAUAGAGUACCCGGCAAUCGCCUGGGCUGAUGUGCACACCAGGUAUCAGUCGAAUAUCAGGGUCGAAGAUAAUAAGAUUCUGAGAGAUGCUUUAGUAUCAUGGCAUUCCGAUAAAGGGAGGGAUCAUUCGAGGAGAGUGGUAGAUCGGGAUUCCAGAUCAUCACAUGACAGGUACCAGCCUUACCCGCUCGAUCGAAGGGGGAACGGGCACAAUAGCGAAUCAGGAAAGAAUGAUAGGAGGAACGAUCGAAGGAAUGGUCGAGGUCAAAAUAGUCGUGGUUUGAUAAACAGAAAUGCUAUCGAUAGAGCUCCGGGAAACAAAGAAACUCCUACGUUAUCCGAGUACAACUUUUGCGUCGAUGUAGCAACCAUAGCGGCGGCCGUUAUCCGUAACAAAGAAAGAAGACAUUCGAGGCCAAUCCAAUCUGAUCCAGAGAAGCGAGAUAAAAGUCUUAUUUGUAAGUAUCAUCAUACUCAUGGCCAUCGGACCGAGGACUGUCGUCAGCUGAGAGAGGAAGUCGCUCGUCUGUUCAAUUUGGGACAUCUUCGAGAAUUCCUAAGUGAACGAGCAAAAACCCAUUUCAAGAACCUGGACUCCAACAAGCAGGAUAGGCCGGAAGAGCCUCAACAGGUGAUACAUAUGAUCAUGGGAGGAACUGACGUUCCCAUCGGGCCGGUUGUGAAACGCACCAAAAUUUCCAUAACGAGGGAGAAGCGUAUCCGGAAUGAUGACCCCGAUGGUCCUAUCACGUUCAAUGACGAGGACAUGGAAGGCAUCGCCCAGCCGUAUAACGACGCACUGAUCAGAUCAUACCGGCAAUACGGAUCCUCAACGGAUUCAACAUCGACGAAGGGUGAGAUCACUUUACCGAUCAAUAUGGCAGGAACUGCACAACAAAUAAAAUUUUAUGUGAUAGAGGGAGACAUGGGAUACAAUGCAUUGCUGGACAGACCGUGGAUUCACCUCAUGAGGGCGGUUCCCUCGACUAUGCAUCAGGUAUUGAAAUUUUCGACCCUAGAAGGUAUCAAAAUCAUCCGCGGUGAACAGCAGGCCGCAAAAGAAAUGUUUGAGGUUGAAGAAUCCGUUAAGAAUAUAAAGGCGCCAGAUCGGAACGAAGGGAAGGAUGCCAAAUAG